UCACAGUCCAUCCAUAGAGAGUGUUCAGGAUUCACAUGACACAUCGAGCUGUUCUGACUGGUGUGUCCUGCUAGUAACUACCUGGUUUGGGUUUGAAAUCCACGCUGGAGGGACAGAGCAGGAGGAACGGACCACGGAUUUACGGACUGUCGCUACUGUACUGAAACUGGACAGCCAUGGGAGCUGUUCUGGGGGCCUUUUCCUUCGCAAGCUGGGUGCCGUGCCUAUGCAGCAGUGCAAGCUGUCUGAUGUGCAGCUGCUGUCCGAACAGCAGGAACUCCACGGUGACCAGGAUCAUCUACGCCUCCAUCUUGCUGCUGGGGACCAUCGUCGCCUGCAUCAUGCUGUCACCAGGUGUGGAUCAGCAGCUAAAAAGGAUCCCAGGCUUCUGUGAAGAUGGAGCUGGAUCUUCUAUCCCCAGCCUGAAGGCUAAUGUCAACUGUGAAAUGUUUGUUGGCUACAAGGCAGUGUACCGCGUCUGCUUUGGCAUGAGUAUGUGUUUCCUGGCGUUUUCCAUUCUUAUGAUUAACAUCAAGAACAGCAGAGACCCCCGUGCUGCCAUCCACAAUGGAUUUUGGUUCUUUAAGUUUGCUGCUUUGGUGGCAGUUACAGUCGGUGCCUUUUACAUUCCAGAUUGGCCUUUUACCUACACGUGGUUUGUUGUGGGCUCCGGUGGGGCCUUCUUUUUCAUUCUGAUCCAGCUGGUGCUGCUGGUGGACUUUGCCCACUCCUGGAACGAGUCCUGGUUGGAUAAGAUGGAGAGUGGCAACUCCAGGGGUUGGUAUGCAGCUCUGCUGGGGGUUACAGUCCUCAACUACAUCCUGUCCUUAACUGCUGUCAUACUGUUCUUCGUUUUCUACACAAAGCCUGAUGGAUGCUUCAUCAAUAAGUUCUUCAUCAGCUUCAACAUGCUGUUCUGCAUGCUGGCCUCUGUUGUCUCUGUGCUGCAUAAAGUACAGGAGUCUCAGCCACGUUCAGGUCUUCUACAGUCCUCCAUCAUCACCCUGUACACCAUGUAUAUCACCUGGUCUGCCAUGACCAAUGAGCCUGAUCAAGAAUGUAACCCCAAUCUACUGAGUAUCUUACAGCAUAUCACCGCCCCCACGCUGGCCCCUCUGGAGAUGGAGAACCAGACAGCUGUGGUGAUCGUCGACACAGAGGAACCUGUGUUGACGUCCCCGUACCUACAGUGGUGGGACACCCAAAGCAUCGUGGGACUCGCUAUAUUUAUCCUGUGCAUCCUCUACUCUAGCAUUCGUUCGUCCAGCACCAGCCAGGUAAACAAGCUGACCAUGGCCUCCAAAGACUCGGCCAUCCUGGCUGAGGGCGGCAGCAGCCCCGACCUCUCAGAGGAGUCAACAGGACCCAGGCGAGUGAAGGACAAUGAGCAGGACAUGGUCCAGUACAGCUACUCCUUCUUCCACUUCAUGCUCUUCCUGGCCUCGCUCUACAUUAUGAUGACCCUCACCAACUGGUACAGCCCUGAUGCAGACUACACUGUAACUAGCAAGUGGCCAGCAGUGUGGGUGAAGAUUACCUCCAGCUGGGUGUGUUUAGCCAUGUACAUCUGGACCCUGGUGGCCCCCAUGAUCCUCACCAACCGAGACUUCAGCUGAUCAGUAACUCCAUCACUGACUCCACAAAAAAACAAACCUCUUCUUUUUUUACAUAAUACCAUAUUGCCUACAUCUUACUUUCCAAACUGACUCACACUUUAUCCCUUUAGCUGGAGUUCAGUUUUAUUAUUUCUGGAUUUAUUGAAGUUAAAAUUGGGUCUUAUUCAGAGAUGCCAUAACAGCUGCUUCAGGUACAGGUAUUUACUGUAGUGAUUUCAUACCAGUCAGUAGCAGCUGCUCAUUAAUUGGACAUCCCAGGACAAUCACACAUUUUCUAUUGAAGCACAAAAACACACCAUGAAGGAAAACCACUCCAUUUGUUGUUUGCAUAAAUUUAUGUGAAUUGUAAAUCAAAUUCAACAUUUUGAUAGUAUGUGAUCUUAAAGGUUCAGUGUGUAAUAUUUAGGAGGAUCUACUGACAGAAACGCAAUAUAAUAUACAUACUACAUGUACUCUACGGAGUGCAUUCAUGUGGUGCAUUCAUGUGGUGUCUGAAAAAAGUUUUUCCUCCUCCUUAAAUCUUUAUUUCAAAGAGGAAUAAAGUGUACAUUUACAUAAAGAAGUAUACAGAACAGUAUACAAAUAUAUAAGAAGACACAAAUAAUAAACUACCAGAGGUAAUCUAUAUUACAUAAAGAUAUUAUGUGUACACUUUUCACAGCGUAUUUUUUUUUGUUGGAUUUAGAAAUAUAAUUGAUAUAAUGUACAACUUCAUGGAGAAAAAGUAAAAAGUUAGGUUUUUUACUGCUGAAUUUACAAUUGCCAUUAGAAGUAAUACAUUUAUUAUAAACUAUUUUGUCCGAGGAGCAAGUUAAUGCACAGAGAUUUGCAACCCUCACCACUAGUUGCCACUAAACAUUCACACUGAACCUUGAAGAAACUAAAUUUAUGUAUGCUUUAACAACAAAUAUUAGCCAGAUUAAAUCAAAAUAUUAAAAAAAUAUAUUUUUAACAUUGCUGUUGAAUGUUCUAGAAAUUUCAGUAUUACAGUAUCAAUAAUAACCAACCCUGGUUUGUGAAUGUAAUACAGUAGUAAGCUCAUAUAGUUUGCUGCUUUGCCUUGCGAUGCCUUAUAUGUGUGUCAAAUGUUUCAAAUAAUUGAAUGUCUUGAGCGUAAUAUGAAGCACAUGAGUGUAGUGGGCUAUUGCUGAUUAACAUGACACAUUCCUGCAAUAUGACUCAAAAGUCAACUUUCUGCCAAAUAUUCUACCUAUUCGAUAUUCAUUGUAAAGGUGUCUUUGAGAUGGGAUCAUUUCAGGUUGUAAAAUAAAUCCAUACACUGCACUGAACACACAGAUACAAUCAAAAUAUAUGUGAUAUGAGUAAUGAUUGCAUUAUUUUCUGCAUCACUGUGUGACUCCACAUAGUAUGGAAUAGCUUUAAUAUUUAUUAUGAUUUUACUUGUAAAGAAUCUUUUUUAAAUCCAAAAAUAAGUUGUGUUUUGUAAGAAAUGUCUGUUUUAAUUGAAUGAAAUAUCAGGGAUGCCCAGAUCGAUCAGACUUUAUUUACUGAUUUUGGUGAAACUGGAUCGUAUUUCAUAGAGUUUCUGGAUGGACAGAUAGCUUUAAAGGAACCGCUAACUGCUGCUAACUGUAGCUGCCUUUAGCUAGUUAGCUUGGAUGCCUAGCUGCAAGGCUAACUGUAGCAACUACUGCUAAUGGCAGCAGCUGUUAGUUAGCGAUUAUUUUAGCAAGAAGUAAAGCCAUCUGUAUAUCAAGAGACAAAUUACUUUCCUUCACAACUGAAAAAGCACUUUCUGUGAGGCAUAUUGAACAACAAAUUUUAAGAGUAGUCCUGAGCAGAGUAGUCUCGCAUAGCCAGACCAUCUCCACACUUUGUUUUAGUGCUGUGCCAGUGCUGGAGAAAACACUAAGAGCAGAGCGGUCAAAUAACGGACAUCCAACGCCAGUGCGGUAGGAAAGUGGAAAAAAAUAUAUUCAAACAUAGCAUUCAGAGCAGCCUAAGCCUGAGCUUUUUGCUCACAAUGAUUACUUUUACAUAUGUUUACCUCAUUAUUGGAGACUUUGGCUAUAUUUAGUAUGAAUAUCUGACAUUGUAACAUUAUAUACAGUAUAUCACAGAAAAUAAGGGAAAGCACAAAAGGUCCCCAUUAAUGCUUUCUAGUUGUCAAUGAUGCAAAAAAUGUAGCCAUUUCUCAGCUUAGUUGGAGUAAUUAUCGCAUGCUUAAUAACCAAAAGGAGCACUUCACCCCCAAAAUUAUUUGUAUAUAAAUUACUCAAUACUUGGUGCCUUGAAUUACAGAAAAACAAAUUUUCUCAUAUGCCAAUGCAUCCAAAUGAAUGUAGAAUGAAUCCAGAACACGCUAUCCAGACUAGCUAAAGUAGAUGGUGCUCCUAUUUCUAAUAUAUCAUCAUUUAUCAUCAUGCUCAAUAUUUGCUCAUGCAGCUAACAGCUGCUGUGUGUGUGUGUGUGUGUGUGUGUGUGUGUGUGUGUGUGUGUGUGUGUGUAGUCCCGGCUUCACUGGCCAGGAGCUGCAUGUGUGGUUGUUCAGGUGACACACAAACUAAAAUAAAACAUGACAGCGGUUGAUCCCAAUACACAACAUCUCAGUCAAACUGACCUAUAAAAUUGCUGUACCAGCUGCUAUAACAAAAGAAACUAAUUGUUUUGGCCAAUAUGGCUCAUAGAUGAUCACCAAUCGGUAAAAAAAAACAUGAUCAGGGCAUCUCUAUUAAAUAUGUUUAAGAAGAUGAAACCAGACAUAUGUGACACAAACACUGACCAAAUGCCUUGUAAGCCAAAGUGAAUUUCUGUGGUUAGGGUGUUUUAAGCAGGUUGUGAGUUCUCAGUAGUGCUUCUGCAGUUCGGUUAACUGUUUAUGUUUAAUGUUCUAACCGAUUUAUAGGCAUGUAUGUUUGCUUUGACUCAGUUUUCACUGUAGAGAUUCAAUGUGCAACACUCUUGACACAAAUAAACAAGCUUGUUCAUCAUGUU
Molecule: messenger RNA, 4571 nt
Organism: Micropterus salmoides (largemouth bass)
Lineage: Eukaryota; Metazoa; Chordata; Actinopteri; Centrarchiformes; Centrarchidae
Product: serine incorporator 1-like
Exons: 10
Coding region: 177-1616 (479 amino acids)
Cellular component (GO): membrane
Source: RefSeq, a predicted model, not a curated record